AUGGCUACACCCUCUCCAAGUUCUGAUCUUGGCAAUGAUGUUAUCAAACAGGGUACUGGUUUAAGGGAGAAGUAUGUGGUGGUGAAAGUGUAUGAAAUAUUCAGGAAUGAUGAUGGUGUGAGGGAUGCUGUCUGGAGCCACAUAUUGAGAUGGAAAGGUCUGAAGAGAAUUCAAGUGUUUUUAUGGAUGGGUAAAGUUGAAUUCAGAGGGAGCUUCAAGGGGCCUGCAAGAUGUCGUUUCGCAAAGCUGCUUCACGGUAUCCCGUUCUCCGAAUUCCAUUUGCUUUUUACUCGCAACUUCAGCUUUUCUUCUUAUGGCUCAAAUCCUCAGAGUAUUAAAGGGGCUCUCUCUUCUUUUAACCACUUGCUUCAUAUGCGGCCCCCACCCUCUAUAAUCCAAAUUAAUAAGAUCUUAGGAUCUGUUGCAAAGUUGAAACACCAUCGAAUUGUUUUCUCCCUUCUCGCACAAGCGGAAUCCAAGGGAUUCGUGCCAUCUUUGGUUACACUGAACAUCUUGAUUAAUUGUUACUGCCAUGUGGGUCGAAUGGAUUUUGCUUUCUUUGCCUUAGGCAAGAUUUCUAAGAUGGGUUUGACCACGCUGAUCAAGGGCCUUUGCAUCAAUAAUGACGUUGGAAAGGCCCUAGAUUUUCAUGAUCAACCUAUUGCAAGAGGGUUUCAGCUGGAUGUAGUUAGUUAUGGCACACUUGUCAUUGGACUAUGUAAGGCUGAAAACACAAGAACUGCGGUUAUAUUGUUCCAAAAGAUGGUCAGAGGCCCAGUUAAACCUAAUUUAGUUAUGUAUAAUACACUUAUUGAUGGGUUUUUCAAAGAAGGCCUUGUAGCAGAAGCAUUUGAUUUAUUUCAUCAGACGAUUCAUCAUGGAAUAUCUCCCAGUGUUGUCACCUACAACUCUACGAUGCCUGGUUUUGGCGUUAUGGAUCAAUUGCCAGAAGCUGUAAGAUUAUUUAAUCAAAUGAGACUUGAAGACAUCAACCCUAAUGUUAUACUUUUAAUAUAUUGGUUGAUGCAUUUUGUAAAGAAGGAAGUGUCACCACAGGUGAAGCUGUUGUCGCCAUGA
This is a messenger RNA of Neltuma alba, 1077 nucleotides long. RefSeq names its product pentatricopeptide repeat-containing protein At1g12775, mitochondrial-like. Bases 1 to 1077 code for a protein of 358 amino acids. The transcript has 3 exons. The record is from RefSeq and is a predicted model, not a curated record. Gene Ontology annotation, molecular function: protein binding. Lineage: Eukaryota; Viridiplantae; Streptophyta; Magnoliopsida; Fabales; Fabaceae.